CCUCUAGAAAGAAAUUCCAGUUUCCUAGCAGCCUAUUGUGUUAGGUAAUCUUUUAAAAAUGGGUGGUUCAUAGUUGGUUGCUUGAGCCCUUUUUUGUUCCCCUUGUAUUCAUUAUCUUGAUAUUGCUGCACAAUUUUUCUCCCAUUAAUAACAUGAUCAUCUUUUGUUUGUCCCUUUGGUUUGCAUAUUAUUAACAUGUUUCUUGACAGGGAGCUUUAUAGCAACAACAUAAGUGGAAGAAUUCCUAUUGAGCUUGGCAAUUUGACAAGUUUGGUGAGCUUGGAUCUUUACUUGAACAAUUUGAGUAGUAUCAUCCCGGACACGCUGGGCAAGCUUCAGAAAUUACGUUUCUUACGGCUUAACAACAACACUUUGUCUGGAACUAUUCCUAUGUCAUUGACUACUAUCAACUCACUUCAAGUCCUUGAUCUUUCAAACAAUAACUUAGCAGGAGUUGUCCCAGUUAAUGGCUCCUUUAAACCUUUUACUUCUUUCAGUUUCCGAAAUAAUAGUUUUACAAUUUCUCCACCACCUCCAUUUUUGUCACCACCCUCAUCUACUGCUUCAGACCUUGUCACAGAUGACUUGGCUGGAUUUGUAAUUUGUCCUUCUAACUUCAUGCACAUUAUUGCUUUUGAAAGCAACUAUACGAAAAUAAAUUGUAUGUCAGGUCAAUUCCUCAACCAGUAUGUAUAG
Molecule: messenger RNA, 696 nt
Organism: Camellia sinensis
Lineage: Eukaryota; Viridiplantae; Streptophyta; Magnoliopsida; Ericales; Theaceae
Source: RefSeq, a predicted model, not a curated record